Molecule: messenger RNA, 1597 nt
Organism: Sarcophilus harrisii (Tasmanian devil)
Lineage: Eukaryota; Metazoa; Chordata; Mammalia; Dasyuromorphia; Dasyuridae
Gene: DGAT2
Product: diacylglycerol O-acyltransferase 2
Exons: 8
Coding region: 164-1249 (361 amino acids)
Biological process (GO): triglyceride biosynthetic process
Cellular component (GO): endoplasmic reticulum membrane
Molecular function (GO): diacylglycerol O-acyltransferase activity
Source: RefSeq, a predicted model, not a curated record
GCCUCCAUCUCCGCCCCCGGCCCCCCUCCGCGCUCCCGCCGGGCAGGCGGCGCUCGGGCCCCCGCCGCGCCCCCCCGGGGGGAGCCCUGGCCCCGCGGGCCGGGGGAUGGAGCUGGGGCGCGCGGGGAGGAGGCGGCUGCUCCCCGCGGGCCACUGAGCGGCCAUGAAGACCCUCAUCGCCGCCUACUCCGGGGUCCUUCGCGGCACUGGCUCUAGCAUACUCUCUGCACUACAGGACCUAUUCUCCAUCCCCUGGCUAAAUAAAUCUAAGGUUGAGAAACAGCUUCAGGUCAUCUCUGUGCUACAAUGGGUCCUUUCCUUCCUUGUCUUGGGAAUUACAUGCAGCCUCAUCUUCAUGUACAUUUUCUGCACAGACUGUUGGCUGAUUUCGGUACUGUAUUUCACAUGGCUGAUCUUUGAUUGGAACACCCCAAAGAAAGGUGGUCGGAGAUCAAAGUGGGUGAGAAAUUGGGCAGUGUGGCGGUAUUUCCGAGAUUAUUUUCCCAUCCGGCUGGUGAAGACUCACAACUUGCUAACAACCCGGAAUUACAUCUUUGGUUAUCACCCACAUGGUAUCAUGGGCCUGGGCGCCUUCUGCAACUUCAGCACUGAGGCCACAGAGGUUGGAAAGAAAUUUCCUGGCAUCCGGCCUUAUCUGGCAACUUUAGCUGGGAACUUCAGAGUCCCUGUGUUAAGAGAAUACUUAAUGUCUGGAGGUAUCUGCCCUGUCAAUCGUGACACCAUAGACUAUCUGCUUUCCAAGAAUGGGAGUGGCAAUGCUAUCAUCAUCGUGGUGGGGGGUGCUGCCGAGUCCUUGAAUUCCACACCAGGAAAGAAUGCUGUCACUCUGAAGAACCGGAAGGGCUUUGUGAAGCUAGCCCUGAGGCAUGGAGCUGACUUGGUUCCCAUCUAUUCCUUUGGAGAGAAUGAAGUUUACAAGCAAAUAAUCUUUGAAGAAGGUUCUUGGGGCCGAUGGGUCCAGAAGAAGUUCCAGAAAUACAUUGGCUUUGCUCCCUGCCUUUUCCACGGUCGGGGCUUCUUCUCCUCCAACACAUGGGGCCUAGUACCGUACUCUAAGCCUAUCACCACAGUUGUGGGUGAACCCAUCACUAUCCCCAAACUAGAGCACCCAAGCCAGAAGGACAUCGACCUAUAUCAUGGCAUGUACAUGGAGUCCCUGGUGAAACUUUUUGACAAGCACAAAACUAAGUUUGGUCUUCCUGAGACAGAAGUUCUGGAAGUGAACUGAGUGGACUAGGCUGGUGGCAGGCAGCCAGUGGCCUCCCCUUUGGGGGAAGAGUCAGCCUCAAAUCAUUUUUCUACCAAGUUCUCAAGUGCUUUUUGUUCUGUAAAUUUGGAAGCCUCAUGGGUGUCUGUGGGUUAUUUAAAAAAAAUUAUAAUAACAAAAUAAUAAUUUUGUUAAAAUAUUACAAUCUUAGGUCUUUUUUAAGGAGAAAAGUGAAUGUAUCCAAACUCUCUUGCUGCUUCUAGUCCAUCCCACUCUGAAGAGCUGAAUUUUUUCCUGGUUUCUCCCUGUAUUUCUCAACCUGAUCCUUCCUUCCAUCAUCAAAAACAAAAAAAAAAAAAAAAAAAAAAA